Molecule: messenger RNA, 1314 nt
Organism: Sclerotinia sclerotiorum 1980 UF-70
Lineage: Eukaryota; Fungi; Ascomycota; Leotiomycetes; Helotiales; Sclerotiniaceae
Product: 60S ribosome subunit biogenesis protein NOP53
Exons: 2
Coding region: 1-1314 (437 amino acids)
Biological process (GO): rRNA processing; ribosomal large subunit assembly
Cellular component (GO): nucleolus
Molecular function (GO): 5S rRNA binding
Source: RefSeq, a predicted model, not a curated record
AUGCCGGUCCUUAAGCCACUCGCAGGCUCUAAAGAUGCUCCUCAACAACACAAACAAACCUCAAGGAAAGGGAAGAAGGCUUGGAGAAAGAAUGUCGAUGUCACAGAAGUUCAAGAAGGUUUGGGAGAAGUUAGAGAUGAAUUGAUCGCAGGUGGAGUUAUCGCCGAGAAAGAUUCUGCUGAUCUCUUUACAUUGGAUACUGCUGGAGAUGCCGCAAUUCCAAAGAAAUACUUGAAAGCCUCCAAACCACUCAAAGCAGAUGAAAUCAUUGCUCAACGCUCUGCUGUCCCAGCUGUGUCAAUGAAAAAGCGCCCAGGGCAGGGUACCACGGAUGGAAUUAUCGAAUCGAAGCGCCAAAGAACCGGUUACAUUUCGCACAAAGAACUUACAAGACUACGCAAGAUUGCUGAUGGGCACCACGAGAAGACGGUUGAAGCCACAGAAGCCUCAUUUGAUCCUUGGGAUGAGCAAAAGGACAUAGAGGAAGCAACACAAGAUCCAAGAUUCUCGUUUCUUGAGAAGGCCAAAAAGACAACAAUCCCCAGUUCGUGGAGGCAAAAGCCAGUUUCGUUGGCAGCUACUGGAAAAGAUAUUCCUGCAGUUAAGAAACCGGAGGGAGGUUACAGUUAUAAUCCAGUAUUCACAGAUUAUGAAGAAAGAUUAACGGCUGAGGGGGAGAAGGCUGUUGCAGCGGAGAAGAAACGGUUGGCUGCUAUCGAGUUAGAACAGAUAAAGCGAGAAGCAGCAAACAAGUCUGCGGCGGAGGCGGAAGCUGCUGAAGCUCGAGCAGAUAUGUCAGAAUGGGAGGAAGAUUCUGCAUGGGAAGGUUUUGAGAGUGGUGCAGAGGAUGUUCGCUUAAAUGCUAAGAGGCCGGAGAGAAAAACUCAAGUCCAACGAAAUAAGAUAAAGAGGAGAAAAGAAGAAGAAAGGAAAGCAAAAAUGGCUGCUCAUAACAAAAAGAAAGAAGAACAGGCUGCACAAGUGAAGAAAUUGGCCAAAGCACUCGAGGAAAAAGAAAAGGCUCGCUCUUUGAUGGUUGUGGAGGACGAUAGCAGUGAAGGGGAUGAUAUGGAACUCCGAAGGAGGAAGCUAGGAAAGAUUUCCCUACCGGAGAGAGAUCUUGAGCUUGUUCUACCAGACGAAUUGCAAGAAUCGUUAAGGUUAUUGAAACCGGAGGGGAACUUGCUGAAGGAUAGGUACAGAAAUAUGAUGGUCCGUGGGAAAGUCGAGAGUAGACGUCCCAUCAGUUUCGCCAAGAAAGCAAAGAGAAAGGCCACGGAAAAGUGGACCCACAAGGAUUUCAUGUUACACUGA